UGGUUGGCUGCUUGCUCGAUCCAGCUGAUGGCAGGGGCGUGAGCAGUGUUGAUAUCUGACUGGUUUUUAAUUGUUAUUUAUUUAUUUAUUUGGAAUAUUAGUGGUAAAAGACAUUUGGGAGAAAAAAAGUGCAUUUGGGAGAACGGAAUGACAUGUCUUAAUGUAUUUCAUACCCGUGUCUGAUCCAUGCGUCAGUCAGCUGAAGCAUCCUGGAAGAAUGCAGCCAGUAAGUAGAAGAGAUGCUGGAGUUUGGCAUCAGACGAGAAGCCUGCUCUACAAAAACCUGCUUAUCAAAUGGAGGACCAAACAACAAAGUCUUCAGGAACUGAUCCUGCCCCUGCUUCUCUUGGGUCUUCUCAUCCUCAUCAGCACCCUCAACCCUCACGUCUCAUACGGCAGCAUCAGCACCAAGGAGCUGGAGUAUGAACAUGACCUGUCACUCAAAGGUCUCGGUUACACUCCCAUCAACAAUAUCACCACUCACAUCAUGGAGGAGGUGAUACGGGAACUGCGCUUGAACGAGCCUCAUUUGGAAACAUUUUCUACCGUGGAAGAUUUGGAGAAUGCCAGUCGCUAUGAACCUGAUGGCUAUGUGGGAGUGGUCUUUUUGGAUUCCAUGUCGUACCGACUUCGAUUUCCCUACAACCAACUUCCUCUUCCUAGCGAUUUCACGGAGUCCAUAACAAGCUGUUAUACAAACUAUGUAAACUGCCGUGCUGGCAACUAUUGGUACUCUGGAUUCAUACGUCUGCAGUCCCUCAUUGAUGCUGCCAUCAUACAGAUGCAAACUAAGCGUCCGGUUUGGAACGAAUUGAAAGUGCGAGCUGUGAUGAUGGGACAUCCGGGUUCUGUAGAGGUCCAGAAGUUCCCUCAUGCCCUCAUCUCCAUCUACCUGGUGCUGGCGUUUACACCCUUCGUCUCCUUCCUCAUUGUAAAUGUGGCCGCUGAAAAAGAGCAGCGACUUAAAGACACUAUGGGCAUGAUGGGAUUGUAUGACUCUGCGUUCUGGCUUUCAUGGGGUCUCCUCUAUGCCGCGCUGGUGAUGACAAUGUCUAUUCUCAUGGCUGUUAUAGGAACCUGCACCCCGCUCUUCUCCAACAGCAACUUCUUUGUCAUUUUUCUCCUCAUCUUUCUCUAUGGAAUAUCCUCUAUAUUCUUCUCAUUCAUGUUGACGCCCCUGUUUAAGAAGCCCAAGUUUGCUAGUACGGUGGGCUCCAUGCUGACGGUGGUGUUCGGCUGUCUGUCUCUCUUCACCGUUCUGAUAAGAGACUUCCCCCAAUCUGCAGUCUGGCUCCUCUGCCUUCUGUCUCCCAGUGCAUUCUCCAUCGGAAUCGCUCAGGUGGUGUAUUUGGAAGCUCAGGGUGAUGGGGCAGUGUUCUCCUCUCUGCGCAGUGGUCCUCAUCCACUUUAUGUUCCUAUGGUCAUGCUGUUUCUAGACUCCAUUCUCUACCUGCUGUUAGCCAUUUACCUGGACCAGGUGCUACCAGGUGAGUUUGGUACAAGGCGCUCCAUGUUGUACUUCCUGCAGCCGUCCUAUUGGUCAAAGCGGAGUAAGCGCUAUGUGGCGGUGAGCUCCGUCUAUGAAGGGGAGGUGAAUGGAACCCCUGUGACUAACGAGUCAGUGGAGACGGUUUCCUCAGAGUUUAGAGGCAAAGAAGCCAUCAGAAUCUGCAAUAUCCGUAAAAUCUACAAAGAUAAAGACAGCACGGUGGAGGCUCUGAGAGGUUUGACCUUUGACAUCUAUGAGGGUCAGAUCACAGCCCUGCUAGGUCACAGCGGAGCAGGAAAAUCCACCCUCAUGAACAUUCUUUGUGGAAUCUGCCCACCAACAGAAGGCACGGCCACCAUCUAUGGCUCCCCUGUGGCGGAGAUCGCGGAGGGAGCCGAGAUGAAACAGCUGGUUGGUAUAUGCCCCCAGUUCAACAUCAUCUUUGAUGUGCUCACCGUAGUGGAACACCUGAGGAUAUUUGCUGCCAUCAAAGGCAUCCUGCCCUCUGAUAUCGACGGUGAGGUAAUGCAGGUUCUAAAGGAUCUAGAUUUGGAAAAGAUUAUGGACGCCCAGGCGAAGAACCUCAGUGGAGGCCAGAAAAGGAAGCUGUCAGUGGGCAUCGCAAUUCUUGGAGACCCAAAGAUACUUCUUCUGGAUGAGCCUACAGCUGGUAUGGACCCAGUGUCACGUCACCAGGUUUGGUCCUUACUGAAGAGCCGUAGAGAAGGCAGGGUUACUGUUCUCAGCACGCAUUACAUGGACGAGGCUGAUAUACUCGCAGAUCGUAAAGCCAUCAUUUCUCAAGGGCAGUUGAAAUGUGUUGGCUCCUCUUUGUACCUGAAGACCAAGUGUGGGGUUGGCUAUCAUCUUAGGAUGUCGGUUACUGAGGGCUGUGGGGUGGAGAACAUCACAUCACUGGUCAAGCGGCAUGUUCCCAAGGCUCAGUUGUCACGGCAGCAGGAGGCUGAGCUCACGUUCACGUUGCCUUUCGAGAGCAUGGAAACUUUCCCAGGGCUUUUUGCUGAGCUGGACUGUCGCCCCGACCUGGGUGUGAUUAACUAUGGCGUCUCCAUGACAACAUUAGAGGAUGUAUUUUUGCGUCUGGAAGCAGAAGCAGAGGUGGAUCAGGCUGACUACAGUGUGUUUAACCAGGAGAAUGUGGAUGAAGAGGGAGAUGCCUCCACUCUGGAUGAUACAGAUCAAAGGCUGCUCACCUUCUCUGACAGCAGGCAGGACGCAGUAACCGGCCGUGCCCUCUGGAGGCAGCAGUUCAGCACAGUGGCUUGGCUUCACAUGCUCAGCCUGCACAGAGAGAGGAAACCCAUCGUAUACAAUGUUACACUAUUCCUGGCCUUCUUGUCUGCAAUGCUGAUUCUGUCUGUGGCCACCGGAAACAUUCAGAUUCACUCUCCCGAAAGACUGUUUUCACCCAUAUACCUACUGCACCGCAAUGAGGCUCCCCGCAAAUACGCCACCAGCCUGCUCGUGCAGAACUCCACCGAUUCUGACAUUUCAGGGUUCAUCCGUAAUGUGGAGUCCCAGGACAUUAAAGUCGAAAUGAUGAGUAAACCAGAUUACAUGUCUUCUGCACCUGUGAGUGCUGCCAUCAAUGUGACGGGAUCCAGUAAGGAUUUUACAUACAUUUUAGCAUUCAACAGCACCACAGUGCACUCUCUGCCCAUGGCUGUCAAUGUUCUCAGUAACGCCCUCCUGAAGGCCUUUAACGGCACUGGACACAUCAGAACAUGGAGCAAACCUUUUGACUAUCAAAUCCCAGACAAGACUUCCUACGCUCUGGUUUACAUUGAGGCAGGCAUUCUGGGAAUGCUGGCUGCUGGAAUGCCUGCCUACUUUGCCAUGGACCACACAAGAGACAGAGAGUUGAAGUGUCGCUCCACCCUGAGGAUCUCUGGUCUCCUUCCGUCCGCGUACUGGUGCGGGCAGGCAGCCAUUGACGUUCCCUUCUAUUAUCUCAUCUUAACCUGUAUGACCUCCACUCUGUUUGCCUUCCAUUCCACAAACCUGCUGACCUCCCAUAACGUCAUGUCCGUGGCUCUGUGUCUGAUCGGCUUCUCUCCAGCCAUGGUUCUCUUCACGUACUGCGUGUCCUUCAUGUUUGUCAGAGUCCAGAGCAACAGGGACUUCUUCUCAGUGGUCUCCAUGAUGUUGUGUGUAGUUUCUGCAUCCGUAGUCCAGUUGGCUCUUGUGAACGAAAGCACAGGCUUGGCUCGUGUUCUGCACAACGCGUUGUGUUUCCUCAGUCCGCUUCACCCUCUUAUGGGCUGCCUUAACUGCAUUACCACGGCCACCUUUCUUCCGUCUACGCAUGAGGUGGAUUUCUUGUGGAAGAACCUCUUCAUCUCUGUUAUCUCUCCGUACAUUCAGUGUAUCCUGCUGCUCUUCAUUCUAAGAUGGUUGGAGAUCAAAUACGGAGGGAAGAUCAUGAUGAACGACCAACUCUGCAGGAUUUCCUCCAAAUCCAAAGAUAAAUUUCAGAGGAACCCAGAGGAAAACUUAAGCGAGGAUGAGGACGUGCAGAUGGAGAAAGCCAGAGUGAAGGAGGCGUUGACCUGUCAGUGCUGCGAGGAAAAACCAGUGGUGGUGGUGAGUAACCUGAGGAAACGAUACAAAUGCAGGAGAGAAGGUUUCUCGCUCAGCAAGAGAAGAAAUGUGGCCACGAAGAACGUCUCCUUUUGUGUCCGCAAAGGUGAGGUAUUGGGUCUGCUGGGUCCCAACGGAGCAGGCAAAAGCACAAUCAUACACAUGCUUUCUGGAGACACAGAACCCACUGCUGGACAGAUUCUGAUGGGGGAUUACGGCACAGAGUUUAAGCCAUCAGAAAACCCCCUGGAGCAUGUGGGGUACUGUCCUCAAGUAAACCCCCUGUGGCCAAGAAUCACCCUUCAGGAGCACCUGGAGGUCUACGCUGCCAUGAAGGGCCUACAUCAGCGUGACAUCCCGAACAUCAUUAAGCGUGUGGUGAACGCUCUGGAGCUGAAGGAUCAUCUUUAUAAACAGGCCAAAAACCUGUCUGCUGGGAUAAAGAGGAAAUUGUGCUUUGCACUAAGCAUGCUGGGAAAUCCUCAGAUAGUUCUGUUGGAUGAGCCAUCCACUGGGAUGGACCCCAAAUCAAAGCAGCGCAUGUGGAGGGCGAUCCGUGCUGCCUUUAAAAACAAACAACGAGGAGCACUUUUGACCACCCACUACAUGGAGGAGGCAGAGGCUGUGUGUGACCGUGUGGCUAUCAUGGUUUCCGGUCAGCUACGGUGUAUUGGUUCCAUUCAGCACCUGAAGGCAAAGUUUGGGAGAGGAUACAGCCUUGAAAUUAAUCUCAGGGAGGAGCUUACGGGUCUCCAUCAAGUAGGGCUGUUGCAUGAAGAGAUAAUGAAGAUAUUUCCACACGCUGUCCGACAAGACAGUUUUGCAACUUUGAUGGUGUAUAAGAUUCCAACGGAAGAUGUGACGUCACUAGCCAAGUCUUUUGCCCAGCUAGAGAGUGCUAAACAAACCUAUAACUUUGAAGAGUACAACUUCUCCCAGUCAACUCUGGAACAAGUUUUCAUGGAGUUCGCUAAAGAGCAAGAGAAUGAGGAUGAGGAGGUCGGCUCUCUUAGCACUACCUUUCAAUGGCAAAGAUUGAGACUGGACGGUUCCGUGUCCAUCAACCACACAGACAGCAUAGUACACCAGCUAUGAGCCAGUUCCUGAAACUCUGCUCUCUUCUGUCUCUCUCUCUGUCUGUAUGUGACAUCUUUUGCCUUAAGAGACUCACGCUGGUGAGACUCGCUGCAAACUGGACCUUGGUGACUCCAAUGGCCACUAUUACACAUACAGAACAUAGUUUGGGCCAUGAUACCUGUGUUGGGUACUGCCACGUUCUCGGAUGGAGUCUUAUACAUGGCUCGCGUGUCCGCUGUUAGGACAAAGUGACUUUUAUGAAGGGAUUUCAUAUUUUAUUUCUCUCUCUGCAGGUGAGAGCAUUUUAAUGCAUACCGUCUAUUCACAAGCCUCACAAGAGGUUCACCCGACAUAAACUCACCGUCCUCCACAUACACAACUGGAAAAUGUAAUUGCAUGGAGCAGGUUCCACAUUAUCGAAACGGUACCAAAGUCUCACAUCAACGCCUAAAUGAUGCUUUUGGUGUCUGUAGCAUGGGUAUAAACUUGAGUCUGUGUUCCAGCUAUAUAAUGGAUAAAUGUUAAUAUAUACAUAACAUACUGAUUUCUAUCUGAUGUGUAAGAAACAAGAUGAAGAAACUCAUGACACCUGUUCAGCUUUUUAAUGCCAGUGCACAACAGAUUUACCAGCAUGCAGGGGUGGCUCUUGUUCUUUAUUAUCCUAUUUUGGGCAAAGCGGCCCUGCAGGUGCAUGAAAGCCUUUUCGUCUUUGCUGCACCCAGGAGAUCUCAAUGACUCCUUUCUCGACCACCAGCACACGAUUCAGGCUUUUACACAGAGCUCUCCAAAGAAACACAGGGCUAAGAGCUCACAGCGAUUCUUUCAGUGGGUAUAAAAUCAUGAUGGUAGCAUGACACUGGUGAAGAGCUUCUCUCCGUUACUAACUGUUUAUUUUUGUCUCGUUGUCAGGUGGCCUUCCUUUAGAUGCUGUUUAAUGUUGUCAAUUAGUAACUGAGGAAUGUAGUUUCCACAUUCUGCACUGACCCAUGUAGCACUCCAGUUAGUCACGUAUUGCUGAAUGAAGUUUUUGUUUUUAAAAGAGAAACAAUAAAAGCAGAUACUGUAAA
Molecule: messenger RNA, 6234 nt
Organism: Triplophysa rosa
Lineage: Eukaryota; Metazoa; Chordata; Actinopteri; Cypriniformes; Nemacheilidae
Gene: abca5
Product: ATP-binding cassette, sub-family A (ABC1), member 5
Exons: 39
Coding region: 161-5185 (1674 amino acids)
Biological process (GO): transmembrane transport; lipid transport
Cellular component (GO): membrane; intracellular membrane-bounded organelle
Molecular function (GO): ABC-type transporter activity; lipid carrier activity; ATP hydrolysis activity
Source: RefSeq, a predicted model, not a curated record